This is a messenger RNA of Limulus polyphemus (Atlantic horseshoe crab), 2909 nucleotides long. RefSeq names its product lysosomal alpha-mannosidase-like (gene LManII). Lineage: Eukaryota; Metazoa; Arthropoda; Merostomata; Xiphosura; Limulidae. Gene Ontology annotation, biological process: mannose metabolic process. Bases 71 to 2716 code for a protein of 881 amino acids. Gene Ontology annotation, cellular component: lysosome. The transcript is spliced from 21 exons. Gene Ontology annotation, molecular function: carbohydrate binding; alpha-mannosidase activity. The record is from RefSeq and is a predicted model, not a curated record.
GUAGUUGGGAGACCAGUUGGAGUUGGUGAGAGAUCUCGUCAAUUCGGCGUUAGAAUAACCUGAAAAAAAGAUGUGUUUAUCCCAGCUAGUAAUAAUUGCUCUCCUACUUUCUAUGGGUACCUCUAAACCUUUGAAACAAGACAGACCGUCAUGUGGUUACCAAAGUUGUCCUCAAGGAAAACCUGGAAUGUUGAAUGUGCAUCUCAUCUGCCACACCCAUGAUGACGUUGGAUGGCUGAAAACUGUAGACCAGUAUUUCUACGGAGCAAACAACACCAUACAAAGAGCAGGUGUUCAGUACAUCCUGGACUCUGUAAUACAAGAACUACGUCAUGAUCCAAAGAAAAGGUUUAUUUAUGUCGAGACGGCGUUCUUCUGGCGCUGGUGGCGACAGCAACAUGACCAUAUGCGUCAUCAGGUCCAGAAAUUGGUAAGAGACGGUCAAUUGGAGUUUAUAGGUGGCGGCUGGUCCAUGAAUGACGAAGCCACGUGCCACUACAAUGACAUCAUUGAUCAAAUGACUUGGGGGUUCCGUCGUCUGUCGGAUACUUUUGGAUCUUGUGGGAUUCCUCGAAUUGGAUGGCAGAUUGAUCCAUUUGGUCAUUCUCGGGAACAGGCUUCUUUGUUUGCACAAAUGUAUUUUGACGGGCUGUUCUUGGGACGUAUUGAUUACCAAGACAAGUCAAAGAGACAAAAAACUCAAACCAUGGAAAUGGUGUGGAAGGCAAGCGAUGACAUUGGUCCAGCUGCUGACCUCUUCACGGGAGUUUUGCCAAACACCUAUAGUCCACCUGCAGGGUUCUGCUUUGAUACUCUGUGUGAUAGUGUUCCUAUUAUGGAUGAUCCCCGUCUUCAUGAUUACAACGUUAACGAAAGAGUGGACAGUUUCAUCAAGAUCGCUCACGAACAGGCAAAAAUGUAUACCACCAAUCACAUUGUAAUGACGAUGGGAGAAGACUUUAACUAUCAGAACGCGAACUUAUGGUAUAAAAACUUGGACAAGAUUAUCAAGUACGUGAACGAAAAGCAAAAGAAUGGAAGUAACGUGAACGUGUUUUAUUCGACACCAUCUUGCUACCUCUACGCCCUAAAUCAAGCCAAUAAGACGUGGCCUACCAAAUCUGAUGACUUUUUUCCUUAUGCAAGUGACCCGCAUGCUUAUUGGACAGGAUAUUUUACCAGCAGGCCGUCUAUUAAGGGCUUCGUUAAACAUAGCAACAACUUUUUACAAGUCUGCAAACAACUCGAUACCCUUGCCAGGCUAGGACCAAUGGAUGCAGGUGACGUUAGUGUCUUACCAUUACAAGUAUCAUUUCUAUUUCAGCUUGUUCCCAUCCCUCUUGCUGUUCAAAAAAUACCUGGAAGAGUUAGCAAGGCCACUUCGGAACUCGUGUUUAAUGUAAAACUACCAGCACUUGGAUUCUCCACAUACUUCAUCAGGAAAUCGAAUAAAUUUAACACAGGAUGUGACAUUGCUAAUCGAUGGAAAACUCGACUUCUCAGAGAGUUCCACCUGUCCAACGGUAUCAAACUUCCGGUCAAACAGUCCUUUUAUUGGUACAACGGCAUGAAUGGAAACAACUCUGAGGCCAAGUUUCGCGCUUCCGGGGCUUACAUCUUUAGGCCUAAUGGCACUACGCCUUACCCCAUAGACAACAAUGUAACAGUGACCCUGGUGACGGGACCGCUAUUAAAUGAAAUUCAUCAGACUUUCUCACCGUGGAUUAGUCAAGUAAUUCGAAUCUAUAAUAACACUAAGUACGCCGAACUGGAAUGGCUUGUAGGACCCAUUCCUAUAAAGAAUAACAUAGGGAAGGAGAUAAUUACAAGAUUUGACACAAAUCUCCAGUCAAAAAAGAAAUUUUAUACCGAUGCUAAUGGCCGGCAGGUCUUGAAACGAGUGCGAAAUGAACGGCCAACGUGGAGUUUGAAUAUUACCGAACCUGUGUCAGGAAAUUACUAUCCGGUCAACAGUAGGAUUUACAUUAAGGACGAUUCAAAAAACAUUCAGCUCACCAUUCUCACGGAUCGGUCGCAAGGAGGUUCAAGUUUGAGUGAUGGAUCAAUAGAAUUAAUGGUCCACCGCCGUCUUUUGUAUGACGACGCUUUUGGUGUAGGCGAGCCACUAAACGAGACAGGAGUUGAUGGACGUGGAUUGGUCGUUCGUGGUCGUCACUUAAUUCUACUUAACUCUACAUCUGUUGCUGGGAAACAGCAAAGAGAGUUGUCUGAAAAGGUUCUACUUCAACCCUGGCUGUCGUUCGCCCCUUUCUCAGGAUCAGAAUAUGAAUGGGCAAAACAGUUCACUACUGAAUAUUCAGGAUUAAAGCGUCCUCUCCCGCCCAAUAUCCAUCUGUUGACUCUAGAGCAGUGGAAGGGAAAUUCUGUCCUCUUGCGAUUGGAACAUUUUUUCGAGAAAACUGAUGAUCCCCGCGGCUUAUCUAAACCUGCCAACGUAUCUCUUAAGGAUAUGUUUACACCUUUCAACGUGGUGAACGUAACAGAAACCACGCUUGGAGCUAACCAACCGCUACGAAAAGCCUCGAGGUUCGCGUGGAACAUAGAGCACAACUCGACACGCACCAACGUCAAUACAGGUCACCAAAGAGAUGCUCCUACAGGUCCUGAGUUUAACAUCACUCUAAAUCCUAUGGAGAUUCGAACAUUUCUCGUGACCCUGAAUGACAGCGUUAAACAACUCAAAUCAAUUUCCUGAUUACGAGCAAUGCAACAAAUAGAACCUGCUCUUGAUUUAUGUAUCUAAUUCAAAAUAAUAAAAUACCCUAACUCAGAAUUAAUCUAAAUUUAUUCGUAAAUAAUUAUUGUUUUUUAUAUUUUGACAAAAUGUGAGAUUCAUGUAAAAACUCAUACUUGAAACCUGAUAAAAAUUUAUGAUUAAAACUCAGACG